AAAGUUUAAUGCAACUGUAGUAUUGCGUCAAAAUGGCGGCUGUUUGGACGUUGGCAGGCGCUGCCGUUUUUGUGAAACUGCUUUUAAUACCCUCAUACAGGUCAACUGAUUUUGAGGUACAUAGAAAUUGGCUUGCUAUCACACACAAUCUUCCUGUGCGCCAAUGGUACACUGAUGAAACUUCCCAAUGGACUCUGGAUUAUCCCCCUCUAUUUGCUUGGUUUGAAUGCUUUUUGUCUUAUAUUGCCACGCAGUUUGACUCAAAAAUGCUUGAAGUCUCAAACCUUAACUAUGCAAGUGAAUCAACAGUACUGUUCCAAAGACUAUCCGUUAUAUUUACAGAUUUUGUUUACUAUUUUGCAGUUUAUGAGUUUCAAAACUGUGGCCAUCUGAUAAAGCGAGAUGGCAAAAAGAAUAGCCCAUUCAACUUGGCAGUUGUCCCUAUCCUGCUGAUAUUCAACAUAGGCCUAUUUAUUGUUGACCAUAUUCAUUUUCAAUACAAUGGAAUUUUGUUUGGGAUUAUGCUACUGUCUAUCACAAGAAUACUGCAAGAUAAGCCAGAACAUAGUGCAUUUUGGUUUGCUGUAUUAUUGAAUAUGAAGCACAUAUUUGUGUACAUUGCCCCGGCAUAUUUUAUUUAUCUGCUGCGGACAUUUUGUUUUCAAGAGAACAAACCAAUAUCACUUUCAAGAAUUGAUUUUAAAAAGUUAGCUAAUCUUGCCUCAGUAGUUGCUGGGGUAUUUGUUCUUUCAUUUGGACCAUUCAUAUAUUUUCAACAGGUGGGUCAAGUUUUAUCCAGGCUUUUUCCAUUUAAAAGAGGUUUAGUUCAUGCCUAUUGGGCUCCUAAUUUUUGGGCUCUGUACAGUGGGGUGGACAAAGUUUUAACAGUAGCUGGUGUUAAACUAGGCCUUUUAAAUUCAAGUCAAGUUCCAGCUGGGUCAAUGACCGCAGGACUUGUUCAAGAGUAUAGUCAUGUGGCGCUACCAAGUAUUCCUGCAGGCUUCUCUCUAAUUGUGGUUUUAUUUGGAAUUAUGCCAGCUCUGUUGAACCUGUGGCAUCAAAGAACAAAGGUGUCAUUUGUCAGAACUGUGAUCAUCUGUGCACUCACAUCCUACAUGUUUGGGUGGCAUGUUCAUGAAAAGGCCAUUUUGAUGGCUAUUAUUCCAAUGACAUUAAUGGUCAUGUACAGUAAACAAGAUGCUAAGCUCUACUUGAUUCUGGCCACAACAGGAUUUUAUUCACUUUUUCCAUUACUUUUUACACCCUUUGAAAAUAUUCUAAAGGUGCUUCUGCUUGCCAUAAGCUGUAUUUUUUCCUUCAAAGCUUUGGAUAAUGUUUAUGGGAGCCCAAAGAAAAGUGUAAGCUUCACAAAGAGUGAAAUCCAGCUAAAAUCCCUCAUGCUAUUGCAAUUGCCUUUACUAAACCUCACUGAGAGCAUUUACAUCUGGGGGUUGCUGGCAUUAGGAUUAUUCAAUAGCAUUGGCUUCUGGAUGUUCGGCAUAGAGAAACGCUAUCCUUUUCUGCCACUGCUGCUGACGUCAGUUUACUGCUCUCUUGGUGUCCUGUACUGUUGGCUGGAGUUUUAUAGGCUGACUCUGACUGAAGGAUUGACAAGGGUGUACAAGUAUCUGGGUAUCGCCUCUGAUGAGUCCCUCUAUCCAGACAAAUAUGGCAAAAUGACCAAUAAAAGGAAAGAUUAAACUAAAUUAUUUAUCCCUAUUGUG
Molecule: messenger RNA, 1724 nt
Organism: Physella acuta
Lineage: Eukaryota; Metazoa; Mollusca; Gastropoda; Physidae
Product: putative dolichyl pyrophosphate Glc1Man9GlcNAc2 alpha-1,3-glucosyltransferase
Biological process (GO): protein N-linked glycosylation; dolichol-linked oligosaccharide biosynthetic process
Cellular component (GO): endoplasmic reticulum membrane
Molecular function (GO): dolichyl pyrophosphate Glc1Man9GlcNAc2 alpha-1,3-glucosyltransferase activity
Source: RefSeq, a predicted model, not a curated record